CCGCAUAACGAAAUGUGUAUCGUUCUUUGUCUACAGAUAGAAAAGCUGGCAUCGUUGCUCGUUGGGAAACAGCUGAGUGUGAAAUUGUUCUGCUGCGUAUUAUAACAUUCAAAGAGGGAAUUAGGACAAUGAAAACACGCUUUAACACUUAUGACAUCGUUUGUGGUGUCACAGAGUUGCAAGGUUUGGUGGGGCAGCGUGUAAAUCAAAUCUAUGACAUCGACAACAAAACUUACUUAAUUCGAUUUCAAGGAGGGGAAACCAAAACAGUGCUUUUAAUUGAGUCUGGCAUUCGUUUCCAUACAACUGUUUUCGAAUGGCCAAAAAAUAUGGCGCCUUCGGGCUUUAGUAUGAAGCUAAGGAAACAUCUCAAGAACAAGCGUCUGGAAAAGCUAGAGCAACUUGGUGUGGAUCGUAUAAUUGAUUUGCAAUUCGGUACUGGCGAAGCGGCAUAUCAUGUUAUCGUCGAACUAUACGAUCGAGGUAACAUUAUACUCACUGACCACGAGCUCACAAUUUUGUACAUAUUGCGGCCCCACUAUGAAGGCGAAGAAAUUCGGUUUGCUGUGCGUGAAAAAUAUCCGUUGAAUCGUGCAAAAGAACAGGCUGGUGAGCUAACCGAAAAACAUAUUCGUGACUUGAUUGAUACCGCAAAAGACGGUGACAAUUUGCGGCGCUUGCUAAUGCCAAAUGUGGACUUUGGUCCGGCUGUGAUCGAUCAUGUGCUACAUAAAUACCAACUAUAUAAUUGUGUGAUUGAGAAGAAAGUAGAUCCUGGUUCCGCUGAUAUUGAAAAUCAACAAGGCGAGGUGGGCGUGGGUAAAAAAUCAAGGAAGCAAAGAAAAAAGGAAAGCAAUUCAAUAAGUAUGCGGAAGUUCGAUGUUGAUUCUGAUAUAACUUCACUUAUGCGAGCCAUACAUGAAGCUAGUGAGAUUUUUAAACAAGGGUGCUCUUCUACUUCGAAGGGUUAUAUUAUUCAAAAACGCGAAGAAAAACCCUCAGCUGAAGGCGAUGAAUCGAAAGAAGAUUUCUAUCAAAACAUUGAGUAUCAUCCGUUCUUGUUUUCGCAGUUUGAAAACCAGCCGGUAUCUGAAUUUGACACAUUUAUGUUAGCAGUGGAUGAAUUUUAUUCCACAAUGGAGGGUCAGAAAAUUGAUCUGAAAACCUUACAACAAGAGCGCGAUGCCUUAAAAAAAUUGUCAAACGUAAAGAAAGAUCAUGCUAAACGCCUGGAAAAUCUAACAAAAUCACAGGAAGUUGAUAAACAAAAGGCCGAAUUAAUUACAUGUAAUCAAGUGUUAGUUGACCAUGCAAUUUCAGCUGUUCAAUCGCUUAUUGCAACUCAAAUGUCUUGGUCAGAUAUAGAUAAGGAGGUUAAAGAAGCCCAGGCUGAUGAUGACCCAGUCGCAAGUGCGAUUAAACAAUUAAAAUUGGAAAUUAAUCAUAUUUCCUUGCGAUUAUCAGAUCCAUAUAAAAACUUCAAAAAAGAAUCUGAUGAUUCCGAAACAGACAACGACGACUCUGAUACUUUGCCAACCCUAAUUGUAGAUGUAGAUUUGGCACUGUCCGCUUGGGCUAAUGCUAGAAAGUAUUACGACUUAAAGCGCUACGCAGCUAAGAAAGAACAGAAAACUAUCGAUGCUUCGCAAAAGGCUUUAAAAUCAGCUGAACGAAAGACUCAACAAACAUUGAAAGAAGUUCGCAUAAUAUCGACAAUUUCAAAAGCUCGAAAAGUAUAUUGGUUUGAAAAGUUCUAUUGGUUUAUUAGUUCUGAAAAUUAUUUAGUCAUUGGUGGUAGAGACGCGCAGCAAAAUGAAUUGAUCGUUAAACGCUAUAUGCGACAGUCAGAUAUCUACGUACACGCUGAAAUUCAGGGUGCCUCAAGUGUUGUUAUACGAAACCCAUCUGGAGGAGAGAUACCUCCAAAAACGCUGCUAGAAGCUGGCACCAUGGCUAUAUCUUAUAGCGUGGCAUGGGAUGCUAAAGUUGUAACGAAUGCAUAUUGGGUGCGUAGUGAUCAAGUCACGAAAACUGCCCCUUCUGGUGAAUAUCUGGGAACGGGUAGCUUCAUGAUACGCGGCAAGAAAAAUUUUUUACCCUCGUGUCAUUUAAUAAUGGGUCUAAGUCUAUUAUUUAAGUUGGAAGAUAGUUUUGUGGAACGGCAUCGGGGCGAGCGAAAGCUGCGCACAUUCGAGGAAGAACAACAGGACUUGGAAGGACAAGAAGAUCGUAUGAAGCAAUUGGAAUUAAAUGACGAUGUAGAAAUAGACUUAGAAGAUGAUGACCCACAUGAAGAAGAUUUCGAUGCGAUAGACAAUUCCAAACAGCAGUUGAGGAAAAAACAACUGAAAAAAGUAGAUGAAGACGAUGAAGAUAGAGAAGAUGUAGAUCAUCCAGAAAAUCCAUCCAUUUUCCCAGAUACUCAAGUAAAAAUUGAACACGAUACAGGCCGCGUUACCAUACGAGCCGACUCAAUUGUAGAUUCUUCUGCUAGCGUUCUCGUGGAGACAAAAGGCAAAGUCGAUGUAGAGGAGGAGGAAGAGGCAACAAUAAUACCUGCUGCACCAGCUCGUAAAAAGCAACAGCAAAAUGCAAAAAAACGUAAAGAGGAAAAGGAACGAAAAACGCAACAGGAAUUGAAAAAGCAGCAACAAAAUGCUGCUGAAAAAGAAGCGAAGAAUGGUUCACAUAUGAAACGGGGACACCAUGGUAAGCUAAAAAAGAUGAAAACCAAGUACAAGGAUCAGGAUGAUGAGGAACGCGAACUACGCAUGUUGAUACUGAAGUCGGCGGGCAAAGAUAAGAUAAAUGUAGCUGACAAAAAAAGUGAGGAGGAAGCAAACAUACAAAACAUAUACAAGGAAAAGCGAAACAAUGAGCGCAAAGAGGAACCGCUUCACCUUGGAGCUGAUAUGGACGACGGUGAUGAUAUGCCUUCUGGUGCCGAUGUGGCCAUGUUGGAUUUACUUACUGGCCAGCCGCUUGAAGGCGAUGAAUUGUUAUUCGUUAUACCCGUCGUUGCACCUUACCAAGCAUUGCAAAAUUACAAGUUUCGUGUUAAGUUGACACCAGGCACUGGCAAACGUGGACGCGCAGCUAAAACAGCCCUAACCAUGUUUUCCAAGGACAAAAGUUGUGGGCCGCGGGAGAGGGAUUUGCUUAAGAGCAUCAAAGAAGAAGCAUUGGCUAGAAACAUACCAGGAAAGGUGAAAUUAUCGGCACCGCAGUUGCAAAAGCUCAAGAAGUAAUUCAAUGGCGUUAAGUGCGACAAUUAGCUGUAAAUAAAGCUUUUGCGAUAGCUUCUGCAUAUUAUGUACAAUAAAAAUAUAUUUCAAAGAA
Molecule: messenger RNA, 3339 nt
Organism: Anastrepha obliqua
Lineage: Eukaryota; Metazoa; Arthropoda; Insecta; Diptera; Tephritidae
Gene: Clbn
Product: ribosome quality control complex subunit NEMF homolog
Exons: 6
Coding region: 129-3248 (1039 amino acids)
Biological process (GO): rescue of stalled cytosolic ribosome; ribosome-associated ubiquitin-dependent protein catabolic process
Cellular component (GO): RQC complex
Molecular function (GO): ribosomal large subunit binding; tRNA binding
Source: RefSeq, a predicted model, not a curated record